AUGUACGUGAGUUACCUGUUGGAGAAAGACGGCGCCUCCAUGUACCCGGGCUCGGUGCGCCACGCCGGGGGGCUCAACUUGGCGGCGGCGCAGAACUUCGUGGGCGCCCCGCAGUACUCGGACUACGGCGCCUACCAUGUGCCCGCCGGGAUCGGGCUGGACAACGCGCAGUCCCCGGGAUCGCCCUGGCCCGGCGCCUACGGGGCGCCUUUGCGCGAUGACUGGAACGGCUACGGGCAGGGGGGCGUCCCUGGGGCGGCCGCCAACGCCGUGCACGGAUCCUCCGGCGCGGCAGGGUUGGCCUACAGCCCCGUCGGGGACUACCACCCACACCCGCACCACCACCACCCUGCGCAGGGGCCGCCGGCGCCCCCCUGCGGAGUCCCCGCUUCCGGGGGGCUGAUGCAGCCGCUCAACUCGCCGCCCGGCGCCGAGCACCUUUCUCCGGGCGGCCAGAGGCGGAACCCCUGCGACUGGAUCAGGAAACCCACGGCAGGGGGACCCGGUAAGGAAGGAGAAGGGGCAGGGAGGGGCGGCUCGUUGGGUGUCCGGAGGAAGGGGCUGUGGGGCGCAGGCCUGGAGGAAGCCGGGUCACCUCAUCACCUACAGGCGCAGCGGGCGGAAGUUGUUCAGUGGGGCUCAGGCGACGCAGCGGCACUCUGCACCAGCGCCGGGGAACGGUUGCCGUGGGAGGGGAAAGAUGGAAGAGUUAAGAAAGCAAGGACUCUGGAAAGGAUCGCAGCUGGUCUUGCUCGUUUCAAGGGUUAAGGUGACGCGCACACCUCGAGCAAAUUGAGCCCGGUGCGGGGGUAUUUGGUCGGGGACCGACGGCCUGGUGUGAGGAUCUCUCUCGGACUGAAGCGAGACAGCCAUCCUACGGAGCCUCCUUUUGGAAAUAUACAUAUAUUCGGACUGGAUCCAGGGUUGGCGUGCCUUGCAGGGAUGGUGGAGCCGAUCGCCAGCGCUGUGAGGCCGGAGGGUUGGGCCGUCCUGCGCGCGCCUGCUUCCUUUUAGUAUCCAGUUCCCUCGUAAAGCCGAACCAUUAAAACGAAUGUCAUAAUCAAUAGGCUUCCUGUGCUAGCCUAAGGCCGUGACAGUUUAAAAACGAAUAUUAUUUCCUGCUAAGUUUGAAAGCCACGCGCUACUCCAGAUUCCAUAUAAACUUUCUCGGAAAUAAGUCCGCUGGCGUCAGUGGCGCUUUACGUGCUGGGAAUACCUCGCCCUGUCAAUUUACUAGACCUCUGCCUCCCCUUAAAAGGCACUUGCACGGAGGUAAAAGCUGUACGCCUUGCUUACACUGAGUAAAUCCCAGUGAAAGCAGCGGGACUUCACUCCUGAGUUGACAAGGCCAGGAUUGAGCCAGAUUCGUGCAUUAAAUAUUGAGGGAGGUAGUUCAUUAAUGGUGGGCAAAGGAACAAAGAGCGAGCCAGCACAUUCUCUGGUUCGGAUCUGAGUGUAAAAGGCGGCGGCAAAUAAACGUAACAGGCUGCAAAUCCACAAACUGCAAUCCACAAAACUGAACUGCUUCUCUGAGACAUCGUGACUCUCUGCAGUUCUUAAAACCAACGGGUGUUUUGCCCUUCAGGGUAGCAUGAAUCUCAGAUCCACCCCGUCUGAAUUGAUAUGCCCUACAUUUGUGCCAGGAUCCCAGCUCAGGAUUUACACGGAAGUAAAUCCUGUGGGAAGCAGGGGCACUUCCUUCCAAAUGAAAUUGCGCGUUCAUGAUCUCCUCUGCAACUGCGCUUCUCCAAUGCCGUUUAAACUAUUUAGCUUGGAUGAACCGGGCUGUCACCAGAAAGGUUCUCAGACUCUCUCCAGCCUGGUCCACUUCCUCCGGGACUCAUUCCUGCUGGGCUGGUGAGUUUCCAGACUGUACAAAACUACAGAUCUGAUUGGAGACAGGCAUCUUUAUCGCCCGAGCCAGUUAAACUGAAGCAUGUGGGCACUAAAACUGCCAUUCUAAACACACGAGACACACGCACACAUUUCCUGGGAAAUCCGUCCCGUUGCAAAUUAAUGGGACUUUCCCUUUCAUGGAGCUUCUCAACCUGGCGAGGUCAAGCCCCAUAUAUAAAUCCAAGCACUACCGCCGAGCUGAAAUUUGUGGCUGGCAGGAACUGUCCCCCUAAGGCCUUUCCAAUCUGCAGGGGGGUUUCCCACCGACGUUUUCUUUCGGGAAAAGGGCCGUAGCUCCGUGGGAGAUCACCUGCUUUGCAUGCAGAAUGUCCCGGGUUCGAUCCCCGGCAUGUCCCGUGUCUGAAACCCUGAAGAGCCUCUGCCAGUCAGUGUAGACAGCACUGAGCUAGAUGCGACCAAUGGUCUGACUCUGAAUAAGGCAGAUCCUAUGCUCCUUUGUCGCUAAUAUAAAUAAUUUGGCUUCUGUAAGGGUUUUUCGAGCGCUCCACGCGCUCCGCCUAUUGUACUAAUGACAUUCCUUACCGUAACUUUGAUCGUAGGGUAGGCGAGGCCAGGAUUACUUGAUGCGGGAAGAUCUGUGAUUUUAGCUGUCGGUGGUCCCCGGACCGGUGUCUCCAUCCAGCUUCGCAGAAUAGGUAGCUAUCUCCCCUCUCUCGUCGCUGGGUUUUUGUAAGGAAGGGAUACUAUGGCGAGGCGCAGAGCCCCGGAGACUUGAAUGUGUUCCAGUUCUGUAGGCGGGCAUGGAUGAACGCGGAAGGCAUGACCCAGGCAGAAAUUAAAAGCUCGGGAACCCCUGAAAAGCUGCAAUCCUAAUAAACACACUUAAUAGCGCAAAUCACAGGCAUGUUCACUCGGAAGUAAGUCCCCGCUGUGGGCAACGUCUAUGAAGGAUAGCAGCCUGGAUAGGAAGCAAGUCCCAUUGAAUUCAGUGGGAGUUAAAUCAGAGUGAAUAUGCUUCGGAUUAUAAUGGUGGCGUGGGGAUUUCCGUGGGGGAUUGUUGCUGGAGAAUCUAGCUCAUGUGUGUGUGUAACAACAAUAGCCGGCCACUGAUGGCUGAGGCCGAUGUGUGGACCUCUGUUCUUUACGCGUCAAGUUGCUGGCGUUAAUUAGACAACCGAGAACACCCUUCCGGGAGCAAGGAUCAAAGCCCAGGAGCAGGAGAGGCCUCGGCUGACGUUGCUUCUCUAGUGAUAUUUGAAGCCGGAUGACCUGCUGACUGUGUGUGGUUCAGGGAUCUGAGCGACGCAUCGGCUGCUGCCCUGCGCAGGGGACGCGCGACCGUAGAAAGCAGGGAGUUUUCUGGGACUUCCCGCUUGGCGGCUCCGCAGAGAGUGGGGGAGCCUUGCUUUGGAAACUUUGGUGUAUUUGCGAAUUGGGGGGGGGGUAGUGAUGUUGGUGGUAUUGAAGAGCAAAUAUGCAACUCAUUUUUUUAAAAAACAACCCUUGUUCCUUAUUGUCAAUAUUUAAAAGAAAACCACUAAAUUCGCAUAUACAUUGUUACCGACAAGGGAAAGCGGUAACCCGCAGUGAAAGCACUCAAGAGGAGCGGUUGAAAAUCAUGUAAUGUAACUUACUUGCAGUUGAAUUUAAGUUUAGAAUUGAAGCGUAAGGCGCAUUAUUUAAGGCCGUCUUGACGCACACGUUUUGGAAUUCAGCCGGACUGGAAUCGGUUUUAAAACCGUAAUCCAUCUACUAAUCCGAAACAGAAGGCAGUUUCAUGAAAAUCCCCGGGGUUUACUCUUGAGUAAUGCCUGUAGGAUCCGGUUUCUAUCCUAGGGCUGAGCUAGUAAAUUAUACAAUUUCCAUGAGCAGUGUUUUGAAGUCCAUGAUACAGUCAUCCAUUCAUGAUCCCGUGGAUAAAAUAUUGAGAGUUUAGAAAGGGGUAGAAUUAUUCACACGUAAAAAUAAAAUGUAUGUAGGGUCGGAUUGUCAGAACGAUACUGAACCUCUUAUUUUAACCUAAUGCUUUCUUGUUUUGCCUUGACCCUGAAAGAUUUGCUUUAAUGGAAACUGGUUGUAUAAUCCCAGAGGCCCUGGAAGUCUCCACGUUCUUGCAGUGCAAAUGUAGGUCCUUUUGCUUCUAAUGUUCUUCGGAUGAGCUCACUAAUUCUAGCGAAGGUUCAGUCUCAGGACAAAACAUACUGGGAAGUGCAGACACGCGCAAGAAACCAGCCUCAACGACUGGAAAGUUCUCUUGAGCAAGACGCGUUAAAAUGAAUCCGAGUUUGGCAAGGCUUUGCGCUGCUGCUCCCACUGAGUUUUCAACUACGCUUGCGCAGGAGAACUUCCGGUGGUUGCUUUUUUAAAAAAAUAAAAAUAAAAAAAUCAGGGUAUUUGCAGCUUCAAAGACGCAGGCUCACACUGAAUGACCCGGAUCCACAUUGGACUAAGAAUUCAGAAGCAGUCUAUAAUUGUCACUGAGAUGCAAGGGCUAUUGCCUGUGUUGUACUCACUUCAGAUUUUGGAUGGGGGAAUAAUCGCCCAUAUGAAAAACAGAUUCCUUGAGUAGCAUGCUGGGAAGUUUUUGCCCAGCCUUCUUCCUGAACUGCUAGUUUUCUCCCGGCAGAGAUUUGUUUUCUACAGAUGAACAUGCCACGAUGGGGGACCCGCCCCCCUAGUCUGAAGCGGUACAGCCCAGACCCAAGUUUCGUGAGAACUGUUUUAGGACACAGCGUGGAGAUGGAGAACUUUUGACUAUUGCACUACAAGUCUAAUAAUCUCUGACCAUUGGGCAUGCUGGCUGGGGCUGAUGGGAGCUGGAGUCCAACAGCAUCGGGAGGGCCCCGUGGUAUAAAAUGUACAUGAGCUUGUAGUGAAGAGAUCGAUUCCCCUGCUCCCUGCCAGAGGAAAGUGCGAUCCAGUUUGUGCGAGGCUGCUUGGCUUCCUAACCUCUUAACUGAAGGGCAAAGGCAUCGUUCUUGUACGCAAGAGGCUGAUCUGAAGAUCCCGUGGGAUCAGCUUGAUCUAGCACUUUUUCUGGAUUGAGAAGAAUAAGAGGCAACGGGUGUCCCCUGCGCUCCUCCGCGGCGACGCGCGCGUUGGCCUUGCUGCAGGUCCCUUUCCCGUCGUCCAGCUGAUACCGAGCUUCAUCCUUAAAUCACUGGCCGGUGCGCGCGGUUGGUUGUGCAUUGAUUUCUGACUCACUGGGCAGUGCAUACCUUUAUAUGCCCAUCGCCGCUGGGCUGCUAAUAAUCCGUGCAGAGAGGAGUUGAUCCGCGGCUGGGCAGCUCUUCCGUGCAGCCCUGUAGGGCAGCGACCAGGGCUUGGCCAUCCACCCAGGGAUAUGCAAUCCCUCUCCUUCCUUUCCUCAAGAAUGAUCUCCUCCUCCUUUCCAAAGCCUGUUCUGCAUCGCUGGGGGGGGUGUCUUGGUGGCCUUCCCAUUGCCUCUGACUGUACAUACUCCAGAGUAAGCACAUUUGAACACAAUGGGAAGUAGCAUCUCCUUGGUAUGCAACCCCCCCUCCAGGUUCAGUGUCCCAAGGUUCAGAGAAAAAAUCCUCUCUGAAACCCUGGAAAGUUGUAUUGCUUGGUAUUUACUCCAGAGUAAACAUAUCUAGGAUCUGACUGUUUGCACCUCCUAAUUUAGAGAUGUGGAACCUGUGGCCCACUAGAUGUUGGCUAUGUUGGCUGGAGCUGAUGGGAGUUGUGGUCCAACAACAUCUGAAAGGUCCCCACCUUCUCCUCUGAGACCUAGGGAAGUGCUUGCCAGUACCAUUAAUUUUAAUUCCCAUAGGUUACCUCUAUUAGUUUGUUGCUAACAUCUGGUUGCAGCCUUACACACCUUACAUGUGAGCAAGUCCCACUGAAACCAAACAGGAUCCUAUGUGUGCUUGACUCUCCCAAUGAGAGCCAAGAAAUUGCUCCUCUUUGACUGGACCAUGCCUUGAAAUGCACGGAGACUGCAACCCUACAUCAAACUCAAUGGGGCUUUCUUCUGAGUAGAUAUGCACAGGAUCCUGCCAUAAACAGAUAUCUCACCCCCAAGUGUGUUUGAGUGCAACUAGUUAGACCAGAAUUCCAAUACAUUAGUGAGACCUGGUCAACAUACACCUCAGCUCUGCCAUGAACCCACUUUUUGCAAUGUGGGAAUGACUAAUAACGCUCACAUAUAAGUACUGGCUGACUUUAUAUGCCUGCAUUAUUAUCCCCAUGAGAGAGAGAGAGAGAAGUGAUGGGGGUGAAUGGGAAACAGAUUCGAGGUACUAGUGUUAAUUCACAAGGCCCUAAACAACUCAGACCUUAGGGACCAUCUGAUUCCUUAUGCUCCACCUCAGUCAUCUGAGAUGCUCAGAUGGGACACUUCUGGUGGCUCCCUGUACCUCUGAGGUUGGGUUGGCCUUCACUACAGAUUAAGCCAGGGCCUGUGGAACUCCCCACCAGUAGAGGUUUGCCAGAAACCAUUCCACCCUUCUUUCAGAGCUGCUCUGAAAACUACAUUGUUUUAGAAGGGCCUUUGCAGUAUGAAUGUUCUCUUAACCAGUUGGUAUUUAUUAAAGUUUCGUGGGUGCUUUUUGCUGGUUUCAUUACUAUAUGUUCCAUACCACCGUGAUAUUCUUUUAAUGAAAGUGUAGAUUGGAAAUAAUAAAUAGGAAUCGUGGCUGUAGCACGAGGUCCUGCAUCUACAGUAGCCUUUGCAAGAGCAGACUGGUAAUAUGGUGCCUUGAGUGAGGAUAAAAUUCGUCACACAUACCCUAAAUAUUUCUUAUUUUCACAAUAAUUCCUUUUGGUACAGCUGCUUUUUACAUGGAUCUUCUCCGUAGGUACCAUAGCUGUCAACUUUUCCCUUUUCUGGUGAGGAAUCUUAUUCGGAAUAAGAGAAUUUCCCUUAAAAAAAGGGAAAUGUUGACAGCUAUGGUAGAUACCUAUCUAAAUAUAGGUUAUUCUUAUUACGUAUUUUGUGCUCUCUUGGCUAAAGGAACCACCCUAAAUCUAGUGCUGGCCUUUGCCAUUCUGAGGCCCUACAAGCAGAUGCUGGGCUGGGGGUUGAGUGGAGUUAGAAUCAUAGAAAAGUAGAGCUGGAAGGGACCCCAAGGAUCAUCUAGUCCAACCCCCUGCAAUCUCAGCUAAAGCAUCCAUCUCAGCUAAAGUUAGAUAGGCCGAAACAGCUGGAGGGCACCAGCUUGGGGAAGGCUGAUCCUACAACACACCCUUCACCAUCCUUAUUAAGAAGAAAGUCCCACUGAGAUCAGCGCGACCUACUCUUGAGUGAGUGUCCUUAGGAUAGCAACCUUAGAAGCAACCUCCGAUGCUAAUGCCCUAGGAAAAGGUCACAGAGGGCCAGAGGGUCCUGCAGGCUCCCGCUUCGUCUUACUUGUGAUGCUAAUAUUGUUCCUCCCUUCUCUUUGGCAGACCCUCAUCUGUCAUGAGGAGGGGGCUUUAAACCUAUCUUGCUUUGAUAUACACCUUCCUUGCUAUUGUUCCCCCCUUUCCCCUUCCCUGCCCGCCCCUCACCGGAAAAGAAGAGAAAGGAGAGGGAGGUGGAACAGAAACUUUCGCAGUCAAUAUUGAAAUCUGCCAUUCCUCUCUCAUUCUCUCUCUCUUUCCUGGGCGGGGGGAAGGGGGGGAACGUUGGUGGCUGUGGCAGCUGAGAGUGGGAACAGGCCCUUGGGUGGAUUGCAAAAUUCUCCGCAGUAGAUCAACAGGGAAAAUCUUUCUCCCGCCCAUCCCAUAUCUUCACCCCAAGCAAACCGGUGGUUGAUUUUCUGCAGUCCUCUCUAGGAGGCGUUAUUAUUUAUGUGGCUCCCACGUGGUGAUCACAGAAUCUCUAUCAUUUCUUUAUUUCCUAAAACGUAUAUGCAUUUUGAUUGUAAAAACCAGAACACAAAACAACCCCACUACAAAGUGGUUUACAAAAAUAAAAAUGGUAAGUCGAGGAAACAGUUAAAACCAGCUAUUUAAAAUGUUCAAAAAAAAUACGAUGUUUUAGCGAUAAACUAAAAACCAGAUUAAAACACAUGUCAAAAUUCAACAAACCUGGAUGCCUAAACAAAAAUGUUUUGAGCAGGCGCUGAAAAAAGGUACAGUGAAGCCGCCUGUCUGAUGUCAAUAGGCAGGAAGUCCCCAAAGGCGAGAGUGCUGUCACACUAAUAACAUUAAUGUUAGUACAAUACUAAACACUUUAAAUGCACCUUUACAUAAUGCAAUGCAAAAUCGUCAGGCUGCAGUCUUUAUCAGGUUUACCUGGGAGUAAGCCCCACCAAAUGCAAUAGGACUUAAUUUGAGUAGACAUGGAUUGUACUGUUAGGGUGAAAUUGGUGGACUACAGUUACUUAAGUCUUUUGGUUUCAAUAGGUCUACUCUGCGUAUAACUAACAUUGGCAAUCACCCUUAAAAAUCCCAGAGAGAGAGAGAGAGAGAUCACUUAAAUACAUAGACAGCAGUCCAGUUAGAAAGAAGCUUCUAUUAUUUUUCUCCUGUCUAGAGAGUCUGACAAAAUAUUUGCAAAUGGUUAACUGACAUGUCUUCAUUCCGACACAAUCCAGGGAAACUUUCCAGUGGAUCAGGGCCAUUAUUUUCUCUACCCUAAGCUCUACCUAGUUCUUAAAGGCUGUUGUCCUUCCCUGCUCUUGCCCUGCUCCCAAGCAGACGAAGUUUCCCCCCAGUUGCGGGAAACGGCUGGUCUCUUAAAUGUUUGGGGUGUCACUCACCAGGUGUUAAAAAAGCAUAAGGACUUGGGGUUAAAAACAACAGCAACCCAAACAAAUAAACAAAAAGUGGCAAUUCUACCAGUUCAUUCUGUCUUAAAUCAUUUGUCUUCCAAAUCUCUCUCUCAGUUAGCGAGAUCCUGGGAUUCGCUGGGGAAAGUCACUGCAAGCAGUGACUUUUGUGUGAAUAUACUGUGUAUCAGACUUCAUAAAUCUGUUGCUGCACAGAUCUUCUGGACUCCCAGGUUGAUGGAAGUUGUAAUCCAGAAAAUCUGGAGGGCACCAAGUUGGUGAAGGCUGAUAUAUGAUAAUAUGAUAUGAUAUAUGAUGAUAUAUGAUAUGAGUGACUUCAUCCGUGGAAUAGUGUGGCUGGGUUUGCGCUCCAGUUUUGAACUGAGGUGCUGGGGUUCAGUCCCUUAAAAGCCUUAAUUGGUCCUUGAUUGAUUUUACUCAACGUAGUUACAUAGUUGCAUUAUUUUAACCUGGACAACAAUUCUGUAAAGUUGUGGUUUGGAUCUGGGUCUUCCAUCUUAUUAAAAAAACCCCAUCAAACUUGAGAUACCACAAUAGCUCAGGCUGCUGUUAUCAAUAAUGUGGAAAAUGUGCAUUGCAUGUGCUCAGACCCUUUAAAAAUGAUUAUUGCUUAUAAAUACAAAACAAAACCCCAAACUAUAUUUAUAGGGUGCCUUUCAGGGUUGCCUUGAAAUGCUUCUGCCAUUUUAGGAGAACAGAUUUCCUGACGCCAAGUCCAGCUCUGAAUGGGCUUGUGGUUUUAAAAAGUUUUAAAGAAGAAUGUCAUUUUAUCAAGAGUGGAUUGUAUUUGGUUUGAAAAAUAGUCUGGAGGCAGAAUUAAAGGGAAUCAGACCUUGAAGUGCAGCAGGUGAGAGGCCACAUACAUUUUAUAAUUGGCUGUGUACAGGGGCGUAGCGUGGGUUGUCAGGACCCAGGGCAAGGCAAGUAAUUUGCACCCCCUAACCCGUGGAUUUGCGCCCCCUAACCCUAACUCCCAGAUGUUGCGCCCGGUGCGGCCGGCCCCCCUGCACCCCCCACGCUACGCCACUGGCUGUGUAAUUGAUUGGUAUUUGGAAUGCUAUUUGGUAUUGAUAUAAUAUGGCAUAUAUUGGACUUUUGUAAUUGAAAAUUAAUUUUAAAAAUUUGACAAAAGAAGAAGAUCAUUUUUUUGGCUUGGGAAAAGUGGUUGCCAUAUGUUUCUCUCCCUUUCCAACUUUGUUCAGAUUCGGGGAAAGUGUAGGUGGCCCAACCUGCACGGCUGCUGUGAAAACAGGCUGAUGGAUCCAUUGGCCUGAUCCACCCGGCUCGGCAUCUCCCUGCAUUGGAGAAGAGUCAUAUUAUAAACUCCCAGAGGCAGAGCUUGGACCUGCAGAACGCUCUAGCUUCUCUCCCCAGCAUCUGGGAAAGAGCCUGAAACUGCUGCCAGCCAGUGUCCUCAGCACUGAGCUAGAUGCAACAAUGGUUUUUUUGGCCCAGUGGAAGACAGCCUCCUUUGUUCUGUUCUGCACGCCCCUUCCCUCCUCAUCUGCUGUGUUUUUUGUUUUAUUUUCAAAGGGAGGGGGCAAUUUGGCUGAAACUGGGAAGACUAGGUCUUCUGCGUUUUAUUAGGAGCCCCCUCCCUGCUUCCCACCCCCAGAUGCAUUUGAAUUCAAGGGGCCCAACCUCUUCCGAACCCCUUUCUUCCUUUCCCGCAGUGGGGAGGGGAAGGGACCUGCCUGUCUCCAUUCAAAUGCGCCGCGCAGAGCGCGAGGGGAGAAUGAAAGCGCCUGCCGCCCAUUUGUUCCAGGCAACCCGCCUGUGCCUGCGAUUCGGGGGCGUUCCGGAGGCUCCUCGCUUUGAUAAGAUCGCCUUGUAGCGCAUUGUCGGCGCUCGUGUUCUCCAUUGAGCGGCUCCAGGGAGCUCCCUCUGAUCACCCUUGUCUUCAUGGCGGGGAAGCUUUUGUCUGGGGGCUGCAGGGGCCGCGCCUUUCUGCCCCUUUUGUUUUUGUUUAGCCUCACCAAAGCCAGCCUGCCGGCCAUUAAACACCUACAGGCAGGCAGAAGAAGCUCAGAUCUCUCUAUUUAUUUGUGGUGCGGGUGGGGGUCUGUUUAAGAAGAGAACCAGUUAAACGAGAAGCGGGAGAAAAGACCAAAGGCCAGGCGCAAGCAGACGCGCUGGAGGGCUGCCUGGGAAUCGCAGUGAAUUUGGGAAGCGCAGUGAAUUUGAAAUUGUCAUGGCGCAAUUUAUUCUCCUGGUUUGGCCAGCUGUCCUGGGAAUAAAUUCCCCAGGGAAUGGGGCAGUCAGGGUUUUUUUAGGAUGAGAAAAAAUGUAGAAAAGUACUGGAAUUGGCAAGUUCUUGCAUUUACGUUUUAUAACGAGAUAAAUAAACCUUCAAACGAGGGGAAAUGGAAAUUUAGGUAGAAGUCACUCCUUCUUACUCUGGCCCAAAUGUGUUUGUGUAUAGCUCUGCUUGAAAAAGCCCUGGCUUAAAUGACUGUAGAGCUCCUACAUUCGUCAUAAAAUUGACUUUGUGGAUUGCCCCAUUCCUAUUGCCAUCUCAGCACAUGACUUGCAAUAAGAAAUACUGUACUGGUGUAAAUUAAGCUUCCUUCCCAAGCAGGCUUUUGAAUGCCUUCUGAGUAAAACCCACCUUAUCGAAUCAUGGAAUAUUGUUUCUUGUGGUUUAUCUCAUUUACAACUGGCAGUGUUUAAAUCAAAGCUUUCCAAUCCCUUGAAACUGCAGGAGAAAAGAGCUGAUCUCCCAGCCAGAUAGUGCCUGCCUGGAUAUUUAAAUCAAUUCAAUCCUUUUGCUGUGAAUGGCACUGAUGCCUCCAUGUUUUUUGGAAAGAAGUCAGUUGUUUUACAUGAACUUUUAUUGAUAAGCAAGAGUGCUUGUUGUGGAGCCACAUAAAUCACUUCAUAAUUACUAAUAAACUCAGAUCUCACCUUUCAAUUAUUUUUUUAAAAGGCACAGUUUAAACAACAUGAAAUUAAAAUAGCAUAAUACAAAUAACUACAGCUAUAAAAUAAUAAUAAAAAUAGAACAGGAAAGAGUGUCAUUUAUAAUCAAUGCAAACUUAGGGCUUUUUUUAAAAACACACACACACACACACACACACACACACACACAGAACCAAAUAUAGGUGCCUUGGAAGGAAAUUGUUGUGACUUAAUUCCAAAUUUUAAAAAGGCUCUCGUUGGAGAGAGAUUUCAAAGGUGGAGUACCACCACCAAGAAGAUUGUAUUUCCUGGUUCCAUCCACUUCAUCUCUGAUGAAGGCACCUGCAGAACACCCUUCCGUGAUCAUGACCUUCGCAUAUUGGCAGGUUGGUGUGGUGGCAGGAGGUCCUUCAAGGUCCUGGUGCCAAGUCACGAGUAGCUUGAAGCAUCAAUGCCAGCAUUGUGAAUUCUGCCCUGCAAAUGAACUAGGGUCCAGUGCAGCUGUUCAAGAACUGGUGUGGUAUAUUCCUAAUCGUCACUUAACAAUCUUAUACCACCCUUCAUGUUACUAAGAAACUGAUGGGUAGUGUACAAUCAAUGAAAUAUAAAAUACAACAUACAUAAGAUUCAAAUGUCUGGGUAAGCAUUUAUGUCUUAGGCUGCAAUCCUAGCCCCGCUUACCCGGGAGUAAGCCUCACUGAAUUCAAUGGGGCUUAACCUCUGUGUAGAUAUGAUUUGGAUUGCUCUGUUAGCCUAACACCAAAAAGGUUACAAAGUGGGUGCCUGGCAAGCCUUCAUGGGGAAAGCAUUCCAUAAAGAUUCCAGGUAGUUAUCGUGCAUCUCCAUUGUUUCUGGACAACCUUCAAAGGCAGCCUCACCUACAUUGAACUGCCACAGUCUAAUCUAAAGGUUACCAGGGCACAGAUAACCAUGGCAAGGCAGCCUCUGCCAAAAAAGAGUCAUAUUUAAUGGGGAUUUGUAUUUGACUGCUCAUAGAUAACAAAGUACGUGUAUCUGAAGUUUUAAUUUGUGGAUUCCGUUUCAGAGGUCUUGCCUUCAAGGACCAGCCAGCUACUUUCUUUUCCAGGAAGCAGCUGCCUUGCAGUUUAAAUACAAACAAACAAACAAACAAACAAACAAACAGCCUUUGCUUACCCAAAGGCUAGCCGAGAGCAGGGCAACACCGUUUCCAGAAGGGUGGUCAUGCUAGUCAUUUCCAGGAAAAACAACAACAGUCUUGUGGCUCCUUAAAAUGUGAAUAGAUUUAUUGUACUGUAGUGUGUUUGUGGAAAUGACCAUUUUGUGAACGUACUUAUCUUUAUAGGCACUUGAUCUUUGCACUGAAAUGUUGCAGACUAUUAUGCCUCUUGCAUGUCAUGACCUUUGGCCCCAUUGUUUACAUCUUUCGCCUCUGUACCUAUGUAUACACCUGCAAACUAAGGACAACACAUCAUAUAUCAGCUGUGUGAGAAAUCCAAAUGCUUCCUCCUUGGAGUGUCUGCAGAUUUUAUGUGUGUAAAAUUUCCAUUACUAGAGGUGUACACUCCUCCUCCACUACCCCAUAUCCAAUUCAACUGUGACUCCCCCCACAAUACCACAAAACUUUAUCCUCCUAUCUUAGUAGAUAGCCCAUGUCUAAAGAAGGAAUAGUUUAUGGGGAAAUGUGAUAGGUGAGAUAUGCAGUUUAAUGAAAAAAUAAACAGUAUAGCACAUUACUUCUUGAUCAAGUAAUGAAUUAUAUAUAUUUUAUAAAUUGCACGCAAUUUGUUGGUGGUGGUUUGUGUAAAAAGGCAAUGAAGUAGCUCAGUUGGUGAGAGUGUGGUGCUGAUAACACCAAGAUCGCAGGUUCAAUCCCCAUACGGGGCAGCUGCCUAUUCCUGCAUUGCAGAUGAUCCUCAAGGUCGCUUCCAACUCUACAAUUCUAUGAAAUAUAAUUCACUGGAAAUAGGGCAAAACAUGUAUUUAACUCUCCCACCCACGUCUCUGAAAUAAAUGGGAAUUAAAAUGGCCAAACUUUAGUUUGGUUGUGACUUAAGACAGCACUGCUUAACAGAGAGUUGAGCAUCAGACCUGGGAAAGGGGAGGCCGGAGUUUAUACAUAUUUGUAUAAGUGAUGAAAUGGUUGGGACUUGAUUCCCAGGUUCUAAAAAUGUUUAUUAUUGUGAUAUAAGUUAAGCACAAUUUGAAUGACUGAUACUUUGAUCUCCAAUAUUAAGUGAUCUGUUUUGGGACAAAGGUAAACUGUUAACAAGCCUUUACCAAAAAAACACACGGUACCUAGGCUUGUUUUGAUACUUCGUAAAUGAUCUAGUGAGACUGCACACAUGAAAUGAACGAUGUUUGCCUGCAGCUUCAGUUCAUUUCAAGGGGGUUUAUGAGUGCAGGAGAAUCUCCCACUGGAUUGAACCACAGAGACAAGACCUAGCCAAACUCAAGCAUGUUGAAAGUAAAAUGAAAAAUGAAGUAUGUGCAUUAAAUACCUCCCACUAAAGUUUAAAGUGCCUGUUUAUCUGGGUUGUGCAUAUCAGAGAGCUAUUCUCCCAAACACAUUUACUUGGAGAAGUGGCACUCCACUAGGUUUUACUCAAAAGUAGUAGAAUGAACAUGACUAAGUUUGUUCUAUUAAUUUUAAUGGGUCUACCCUGAGUAACACUUAGUGCAAUACCACCCAUUAAUUCUAUUGAAGUUUUGGGACUCCAUUCCAAGUAAGUAGAAGUUUGUAGAAGUCAUAACAGGCCAAAUUACAGAGUGCCAAAUAAUAAUACAGAUGCACAAAUCAAGGUGCACCCCCCCCCAAUGCAUUGCUUUACGGUUGUGUUUUUGUGUGUGUUUGGCUUGGGGGCCAUAAACCCAGCAGCUGCCUCCUUUUUACAAGCGUGCAUUGUUUGAAAAUCACUUCCUCUUGAAGCCAGACGUUUGAGGGCUUAUAAUUUAAACUAGCAGGAAGAAGAGGGAUCCCUUCUAACCUGCUGUGUUUGGGGGAUGGGGUGGAAAUAAGCAACAGCUAAGUUUUGGAAAACGUAAAGGGCCCAGGGUUAGUGGAAGCCCUCCUGCAUAAACAUGCCAAGCAGGGAUGUUUUGAAAUGUUUUGUUUUGUUUUGCUUUGGUCAACUGUCUACAGAAGCCUCAGUUGCUAGAGACUAAUGGGGAUUUUUCACAGGGGCUAGCUUCUUGCUAAAGCCAAACAUUCUCCAAAUAUACCGUCCAAAGAAUGCGCCAAAGAAAUGGUGCUGUAAUCGCACUUCCUUUAACGGACAUGCAUCUCUCUCCUCAGUGAAAACCAGGACGAAAGACAAGUACCGCGUGGUCUACACAGAUCACCAGCGGCUGGAGCUGGAGAAGGAGUUUCACUACAGCCGCUACAUCACGAUUCGGAGGAAAGCUGAACUGGCAGCCAAUCUGGGAUUGUCAGAGAGACAGGUGCGACUUUGGCUAUUUCUUUGCUCUGUAAGAUGUCCAAGGCCCCUGCAGCCUCCCAGAAAAUCCUCUUUGGCAUGGUGCUUUAGCUUCAGUCCAUAAAAAAACCUAUCAGUACAAUCCAUUAAGCAGUCAGGCCAAGGUCCUCCCAAGAAUCAUAGAACUGUAAAGUUGGAAGGGAUCCCAGGGGUCAUCUAGUCCAACCCUCUGCAAUGCAGGAAUCCAUCCCUGGGUGGGCUUGAACCACCAACCUUCUGUUUAACAGCCAGAUGCACUGACUCAUUGUGCCACCUGCUCUCUUAAAAGCCUCAUUUUUUUUUUAAAGUGUGUCAGCUAAUGUCCUUCCAGGAACAAAGCAUGGGACUUCCUGCACAUGGUGUCUUUGGAAAACUGCCGUCUGUUGAAUCAGACACUGGUCCACCUAAGUCAUUAAGGGUGAUACGGACUGGCAACAGCUCUCCAGGAUUUUGAACAGGGGUGUUUUCCAGUCAGGGAUUGAACCUGUGACCUCCUGCAUGCAAAGGAUGUGCUCUCCCAUUAAGCUCUGGCCUUUCUGUCUAGAGAGGCAUUAUUCUAUAGGUAUAUUUGCCAGCAAGCCAGGAGCUGGCUAUGGCUGCUUAUUGUGUAUACGCUAAGUGGCAAAGCUGGAUUCUGUAAUGAACGAGAGAAAUUGCUUGGCUCCAGGGAAUUGUAAACCACAGCUUUCACUUUCAUAUGGGAGAUAUAAAUCUAACUUUAAAAUGUAUCUUAAAAAAAUAUUUUGUGCUAUACUUCUUUUUUGCUAAAAUACUACUACUACUACUACUACUACUACUACUAUCUUUAUCCAAAGAUCUCAGGGCAGUUUACAAGAUAAAAAUACAAGAUAAAAGCACAACUAAAUAGUUAGAACAAAAACAAAACAAAACAAAAAACCCUGCUCCCACAAACACAUUCAAAAGCCCAUAGAAUAUUAAUCAGCUAAAGGCCUGAUUGAAGAGGAACAAAACUUCCAACAAACUGCAGCUGUUUAUACCCCUUCCUCCUGUAAUGCUAACCCUAAAACUAUUCAGUGCAGGAGCAGGGAACUUUUAGUCCUCCAGAAUUUUUUGUAAUACAACUCCCAUCAAGGCUAGCUCAGGGUUUUUUCUUGCUCCAGAAAAGAUGAAGCCAUACAAUACCCCAGGCCAGCUAAGUUAUUUUAGCAUCUGAAGCAAAGAAAUCCCUUAAGUGCCUCUUGGAGAGCAAAAUCAUAGUAAAUAAACUUAAGAAUUUGCUUCCUUUUCCUGACACUUAAAAUCUGCUGCCUGAGGCAGCUACCUCACUCUGUCUAAUGGCAGGGGUGGUCCUAGUUCUCAUCAUCCCUUACCACUAACCAUGUUGACUGGGGCUGAUGGGGCUGCAGUCCCUCAGCAGCUGGAGGACCACAGGUUCCCCACCUCUGAUUUAAAGCAUGCAUUUGAUUUCAAAAUGGCUUUCUCAUCUGCAUGAACUUAGAAAUGCAUGCAUUUAGAAAUGCGGGUUAAAAGGCAUGUUUAUGUGUCCCCUUUGAAAACAUCCUUUCAAGUCCUUGUGCUGAAAGUGUUAGGUAGGUAUGAGGCUGAGUUCUAUGGCAGUGGAAGUGAGGGACAUUCAUUUACAUGGCUAUAUCAUCUCACUUCCAAGGAGCUCACAGCAUUUGUACUAAGCUCUCCCACCUCCCAUUUUUAUCCUCAUAAUGACCCAAUGAGGUUGUAACUGGUGGAGACUAGUGGGUUUUAUGGCUGAAUGGGGGUUUGAACAACUCACUACACUUCCAGUGCUGUAGUUUGUACAAAGAUUCAAUCCAGAGUCAACCAGCUCAAGUCAAAGGAAAUCAACACUUCUGCUCCUUUGUAAUCAUAGGAUUUCCCUGAAUGUAUCUAUUUCCAAGAGAAUGCCACAAUCUAGGGCAAGCGUCCUGGUGCCACAUUUUGGUCGGCAGACCACCCUGCAGAGACCACAUCACAAUGUUUCGUGAACAGUGUCAACUCCCCAUGAAUUUGAUGGCAAGCCGUUCAAUCCACUCCAAUUAGAUGUCAUCUACACCCCCACCCCUUUUUAAAGCAUCACUACCCUUUUAGUUCUGGCAGGUUAUUUGUUGUUUAAACAUUCAGCAUGAUAACAAAAAAAAGUUGUUAUGUACGCAUGGACUUGCUUUGCUGUGCAACGUAGCACUGUCACCCCAAAAGUCAACCACCAAAACAGGUACGGUAUGUGGCUGAGCACUCAUUCCAUGCGAGCACUCAUUGUGUGGCUUCACAAUUUUAUGCGGAGUGUGUUGGGAGUGUUGUGGGCUGCACUGAAGACUUUUGUAUGAAAAGGUUCCAAGGUCUAAUAUCUGAUAGACCUGAUCAGGCCAAGGUGAUUAAACACACACACACACACAGAGAGAGAGAGAGAGAGAGAGAGAGAAUUGGAUGCCUUUAAUCAAAACUGCAAGCAAGGUUCCUGACUGGCCCAUAACCUAUUUAUAAUGCCAGAUGUUGGCCAUGGAAUUUAAGAAGUCAUUCAAGAUAAAAGUGCCUUUCAGCAUAUGAUAUGCAGUGUUACUCUCACUCACUAUACAAAACCCAGAGGUAUCAUCACUUUCUCCUUAGAUGAUAUGAUUUCUGGGCAAAACAUAAAAAUGAGGUAGGGGUGUGUGUGUGUAGAGAUUAUAGUUUGUAAUUUUAAGCAGUAUUAACCAUUUUUCUUUUGCUUUUGAGUAUUCUAUUUUCACUGGUUGGGCUUUCUCCGGAGUGUAUUGAUACUUUAUUGCAAUGAGGCUUUAUAAAUAUAGUAGGUAAAUGCACAAUGAGGGCAAGUCCCUUUGUCGUCGUUCCCCACCCCCCCUUUCUGGAGUCCAUGGCUUGAGAAUUGCACUUGCUUUUCAUUCAAAUAGUGAUACACAGAUUAUUCACAAUUUACAUGCAUUUAACUUGUGCACAUUCAGCUUUAUGCACUUGGCAAAAAACUCCAAAAAACAUUAAAAUUGGGGUGGGUGUCUGGGGAAAAAACUGUUUGCUAAUCCCACCUGCAUUUGAACCUAAUGUGUUUUGACUACACACAAUUUCGGCUUUAGGCGCUAUCUCUUGAACAUAAUCCUUGGUGUUGUCUGUUGGCCAGGCAUCAAUCUCUGGAGGGACACAGGUUCCCCUUCCCUAGUUUUAAGAGAUCUUCAGCACUACUUUGAAACAAGUGGCUACUGGCUCACCAAAGGAAGCCACUGGGCUUGGCUCCAGAAACAUAUGAAAUAUUGGAUUAAAGUUUCAACACAAUAUGGCCAAUCUAAAAGCGAUGAGGGCCAUUUCACUGCCUUUACUAUUUCAUUUCCCAUUUCAUGCAAGAUGGGAGAUGGGGAAAGCACCUCUGAUGUGGAGUGUUUUUCCUGUGAUCCUACAGAAGUGUGGAGAAUCUAUUGUGGUUACUCAGUGCUGAGAAGGUAUGCUCUGUCUACUCUCACGAGGCAUUCUGAUCCUUAAGUCCAGAGUUUGAAAUGACCUAGCUGCAGCACUGAGAACUUGCUUAAAUCCCUUUGGUGUCCAUGGAAUCUUGGCACACCUGGACAGUGUUUUAGGUUUAAGGCGGAAAUGACAACUCCAUGUGUGCUCAUAUAUCCAGUUCACAUAUUGGGUUAUGAGGCUGCUUUGUAUAUAUCAACAUGCUCAGGAGGGAGAGUUUGUUUAUUCCAUUCCGAUCCCCUUAAGAGACUUUCCAGGCAGCCUCCCUAACUGCAGUCUUUGCAGAUAUUACAAAAGUCACACACCUUCGUUCUCAAAGUCCAAGAGAGUUGUGUUUCUAACUUUUCUGAGUGCCACCCCUGUUCCGAGUGUCCUUGCGUUUCCUGGAAAUGCAUUAGUUCUGAGUCAGGUUCCCAUGUGCAUAAUGGCUAUUCUUUUCUUCUAUCACUUAUAUAAGGGCUGGUGUUUUGAUGAUGGCUGCAUUGAUUUCUAGAGUCCCUGUUUGGCCAUGAAAGCCGUAAGAAAUCAGCUGAGCUCUAAUGUACCAUAUCCGUUUGCUACUGUGGUUGUAUUUUGGAUAUAAACCUGGGAUUUAUUUCCCAUUCCCACUCUUCCUGUUUUGAGCUUGCCAUUAGUUUCCCACUCCAAAUAUAUAUACCCUUAAAAUGGGGUGAGGGAAACCCAGCUUAACCACUUUGAAAAAAUAGUCCCCAUGAGCAAACCAUUCUAAAUUGAAACUAAUGUUCAGCAUGCCCAAACAAUUUCCAGUCCUAAAUAUAGAUAUGCCUCAUCCUGUCCCCUUAGUAAGCUUCCUAAGGUAAUGAGUAAUGAGAAAUGUAAAUGGAAGGCUUAUUAUAAUCCCCCAUAAUUGAAUAAAGGAUGUUUCUUAUGCAGGUAGUGUUGACAUGUCUCCUAAUUUAGAGAGGACAGUCCCUUGUCUGAAAGGCUGCCUUGUUCUAGUCUGAUUUGAAAAUAGAGAACUACAAGAAUGAAAUUACCCAUAAACAUUAUUAUUUCUUAAAUUUCUAUAUUGCCCUUCAUCUGAAGAUCACAGGGCUAUUUACAACAUCAAAACACAAGAAUACAUAGCAUUUUUCUUUCAACAGGCUAUUAUAUCCCAAAUGCUUUGGUUGACAAGAAGAUCAAUACAGUCAUUGGUAGCCCUAAGAAAGUGUCAGCAAAUCCUUACAGGACAGAAACCUCUGUAAAAAUUAAAUAAAAAAUAUUAUAUGUGUAAUGCCAGCAGAAAAAAUAUAUAUGUAAAAUGUAACCAUAUAGCACAAUACAGAUCUUAUACUUGGAACUGGGGUCACUAAUGUGGGAAUGUUCAGGGAGGCAGGAGAGGAUAUGUUGUUUAUUAAUAUCCUUCCUAACUUGCACUAGCAAGUUCUAUAAUUUAGCAGAGUUUUACAUUCCCCUUUUAAAAGCACAGCAGAUAGUUGGUUGCAGGCUUAUUUAAGCCUCUCAGUAUUAGAUUCCUGGUAAGUUCCCUUAUAUCCCUCUUAAAAGAAUAAACAUACCACAAUCUUGAGCAAAGUGUGUUAAAGUAGUUUACUCACUCAUUCAGUUCACAGUUGGAUCUCUGAAGGCAGACUUAGUUACAAAGUUACAUGUGGAGCUAUCCCAUAUGAAGAUAGUUCCAAUGUCUCUAGCUAAAAAGCUGCUGCUCCAACAAAUGGAGGAAGUCAAAGAGAGAGAGUGGCAGCAUGCCUUGUCCUUUUGGUUACCUGGACAGGUAAGGUCAUGCCUACCUCUAGUCACAUGCAAAAGGAAGUAUGUCCCAACCAGGAGGACACAGGAAGUUUUCGACUGGCUGGACCAAACAUACCCUCGCAUGUCCACUCUAGGAAAACAAGGAAUGUUGUACUUGACUGCUACUUAUGUAUCACAUCCCACAACUAACAUACUUUGGGGCACCUUAGGUCUUCCUCACUAUGGGGAAAGGUGAACAUAUAGACAAUACUGAACCAGACAGACCAAAAUUCUGACUCAGAAUAAGGCAACUCCCUGUGUUCACGUGACAAGGCUCUUUUCUACAGGGCUGACUCUUGAAGUGGGAAGGAGGUGUGUCACAGGCCUCCCUUACAUUGAAUGAAGUCAUCUAGAGACAUAGGCAAUUUCCUGUGCUGAACAUACACUCUCUGCUUUUGAUACCCGCCAAAUAUAGGCAUUGACUUGCAACAGAUUUUGGAAUUCUGCUUCUGAUAUUAUAUUUUAACACCUGGUAACAAUGUCAUCAUAUUUUAUUAGCUUUUCAACAGCUGUUGUUGAAGAACAUGUCAAAGAAAUAAUAUUGCCCUGGUUUGCUUGAAAUUUUAACUCUGGAGGCUCACACAUUAGUUUAUAAACAUGGAGCACAAUUCAGUCCAAGUGAAUUAGACUUGACUUUGUUUGAUUUCCAUGGAAAAUUAAGAACAUGCUUAAGUUUAUGUACAUAUGUAUCUAAAAACAAGGGUGUGUACACUUUUCAGUCCAGUGAAUUGAGCCUCCCAUUCAUUCCCCCCCCCCCACAAUUAAUGUUUACCCACUGACUACAUUAAAAAAUUUUAAAUUUUGGGGGGUAUUGGUGGACCACUUAAUGUUUUUUCUAACUGUGGUAGCAAUUGUAAUGCCCUGUGCUAGAUGCUGUAUGAUUUUUAAUUGUAUUUUUUAUUGCUUCUUUUAUUUCUUAUCUAUGCCUUUAGUAUUAGUGUUGUUACUGUUAUCUCCAUUUUGAUUAAUUUACCACUGGCCUUCUAAACCAUUAUCUCAAGGUGAUUUACAUAUAAUUAAUAACAAUUAAAGGCACAACAAUAACAAAUAGAUUUAAAACAAGACUUAAAACCCUAAUAAGUAGACACUCAUGGUAAAGACUCAUUUAUCCAGCUGAGAAGUACCUCAGAACAAAAAUGUCUUUAAUUACCGUAUUUCCAGAAUGUGCACCUAGUGAGCAUCUGUCGUAUUUCAACAGGAAUGCUACUCCACAGAAUUGAAAAAGUGAUACAACAUAAGAAAUAAAAGAAGCAGUUAAAAUUCAGUUUAAAAGCAGUUUAAGCAUUUAAUGCAAAUAGUGUGCUAUUUCUUAUCUUCAACCACAAAUCCACAGACAUGCUGCAGACCACCUGAAUGAAGUUUGCAGAUUACUGAUGGUCCCCUGAUCACAGACUGGGAGCACUUGGCCUAAAACCUCUAACAGUGGGUUAGUCGUCAUGUCUACCCCUCUGUUGUGCUUCAGAUUGAUCAUGUGCUGUCAUUUCAUAUUUUUAAAAGUGCCCUCAUUUAUGUGACUAGAAGUUCACUGGGUGCUUUUUUGGAAAACAUAUUUAUUGACUGUAAACCUCAAUCUUUUUUUUUAUUUUAAGUUGCAAAACUGCUCUGGGAGAAGGUGGGAGUAGGACCACACCCAUCAGCCAGUGUGCUCUGUGAGUAACUGGCUCCUUCUUCCACCCUACAGAACCAGUUUCUCCUGAGCCCAGUCUUCCUUUAGCCUGCUUGGACUUAAUGCCUGAGAAAUGUGGGUGUGGCUAGCCCAAAAAUGACCUGGCCUGGGGAACCUAAUUAGGCCUGUGGCAGGCAUCAAACUAGGAUGAGUGUGAUUCCAGAGUGCAGACACUAAAGUGUUUUAGGUAUGUCCGAAUGCACUCUUUAACACCCUUCCACUGAAUUAAAGGGGCUCAGAAGUGUAUCACCCGACUAUAAUUUUACAUUUUGGUGUGAAGAAAAAGAAAUACUCCUAAUUUAAUAAUUCAGGAUCCUAUCAGUUCUGCUAAGAAGAUGCAAACUUAACAAUAUGGAAAUUAUGUUCCAUCCCCAUGACAAUACAAGUUUGUUUGCUCCCUCCUUCCCCCUGAAAAACAUGUUAUCUUUCUGCUUUGAAAAGGAGAGCUUAGAUUCUCAGGAAUUUAUGAGGAGCCCACCCUCUUUCUACACAUUCUCCACUCCCUGUCCUUUUCUGCAGGAUAGGAAGAUUUUUUGCUCAAUCAGCCCAAUACUCUGAAUCUUUUCUUGAAGUAAGUCCCACUGUAUUUGUGGACCUCCUUCACAGGUAAGCAUGUACAGGAAUGCAGUCUUAGCUGUAGCCCAUCCAUAAAGUACCUUCUUAGUACACAUUGAGGAAACACGUAAUGCAGAAGGACCAUAGCUCUGGGGUAGAGGAUCUUCCUUGUGAGCGGAAGUUCCCAGGUUCAGUUCUCCAGCAUCUUCAAGUGGUAUAAUGGGAGAGCCAUUCUCAUGGGUCUAUAGCACUAAGUUGCUGGAACUUAUUUUGUCUUCCUCUUCCCCCAGGUGAAAAUCUGGUUUCAGAACAGGCGGGCAAAGGAGAGGAAGAUCAACAAGAAGAAGUUGCAACAGUCUCAGCCAGGGGGUGUGCACAGUGGAUCAGAACCCAUGAGCCCAGUGUCCUCCAUGCAGCCAGGGACGACCGGCUCCGGCCCCAAUGGAGGAGUGUUGAGUGCUCCCGGUUUAGUACCAGCCACUGCACAGUGA
Podarcis lilfordi (Lilford's wall lizard) is the source of this 22813-nucleotide messenger RNA. Lineage: Eukaryota; Metazoa; Chordata; Lepidosauria; Squamata; Lacertidae. The record is from the annotation of a GenBank genome assembly.